Molecule: messenger RNA, 926 nt
Organism: Microplitis demolitor
Lineage: Eukaryota; Metazoa; Arthropoda; Insecta; Hymenoptera; Braconidae
Gene: Ski6
Product: exosome complex component RRP41
Exons: 2
Coding region: 99-926 (275 amino acids)
Biological process (GO): nuclear mRNA surveillance; poly(A)-dependent snoRNA 3'-end processing; rRNA catabolic process
Cellular component (GO): nuclear exosome (RNase complex); cytoplasmic exosome (RNase complex); nucleolus
Source: RefSeq, a predicted model, not a curated record
UAUUGUACUUAAUGUUUACAAAAACAGACAUCACGUGUUUGAUAGGUUAUAUUAUUUAAUUAAUAACUUUGGUGGUAAAUAAAUAAAAACAAAUAAAAAUGGAUACUGAUCAAUUACAAGAUCAAGGCGGACUGAGAGUUGACGGUAGAAGACCAUUGGAAUUACGUCAAAUAAAAGUAAGACUAGGUGUCUUUGGUCAAGCUGAUGGAAGCGCUUACUUAGAACAAGGGAAAACCAAAGUACUGGCUGCUGUCUAUGGACCGCAUCAGCCAAGAGGUGCAUUGGCACGUAGUACAGCAAACAAGUCAACGAAAGGUUUGAUAAAUUGUCAGUACAGUAUGGCAGUAUUUUGUCUAAGUUCUGGCGAACGUAAAAAACGUCCGCGAGGUGACAGGAAAACCCAGGAACGUUCGAUAGAUCUUCGUCAUGCCAUGGAGUCGAUAAUAAAUCUCGAGCAGUUUUCGCGCUCGCAAAUUGAAAUAUUUGUCGAAGUGCUGCAGGCUGAUGGCAGCGAUUUUUGUUGCGCUGUAAAUGCAUCAACUUUGGCGCUGAUUGACGCCGGGAUACCGAUAAAAGAUUACGCUAUUGGGUGCACGGUUACGCUACCGGACUCGAACAGUAGCUACGAGGACGCAGAUACUCAGGGCAUUGGGGUGUUGGACGCUAAUAAUUUAGAAGAAAAUGGCCCCGGGGUUACUUUGUCCAUCGUCGCGUUGCCAGAGACCACGUGCGAGUUGACCAAGGAACCGGGUUUGAUAAUCGCCGCUCAAGGAUCCGGUCGGCUGCACUUGUCGAGACUGGAGGCUAUGAAAGUACGCGCGCUCAUUGGCUGCAAAAAUAUCAAAAGUAUUUUAGAUCAAGCUGUCAGGCAGCAUCUUACCGUUAAUUCAUUACCUUCUUUGUACAAUACCCCAACGGUUGAAUGA